Molecule: messenger RNA, 3582 nt
Organism: Empidonax traillii (willow flycatcher)
Lineage: Eukaryota; Metazoa; Chordata; Aves; Passeriformes; Tyrannidae
Gene: B4GALNT3
Product: beta-1,4-N-acetyl-galactosaminyltransferase 3
Exons: 20
Coding region: 1-3180 (1059 amino acids)
Cellular component (GO): Golgi cisterna membrane
Molecular function (GO): acetylgalactosaminyltransferase activity
Source: RefSeq, a predicted model, not a curated record
AUGCGGGGCCGGCUGCUGGCGCGGCUGCGGCGCCGGCGGCGGCUGCUGCGGCUGCUGCUGGCCCUAGGCGCUCUUGCCCUGGGGCUCUGGGCCGCCUAUCUGGAGCUGGUGGCCACGGCGGGCGGCGGGGCUGCCCCGGAGCGCAGAUAUGAAAACUGGAGGGAGCUGGCUAAGGUUCUGUCAGACACCAGUGUCCCAGGUGGGGACCCAAACCUUCAGUUUUAUUAUCCACAGGAGCCAGGACACCAGAAGCAAGAGCUGCAAAGAGGUGGGAGGAAUAAAUCGAAUUAUGCGGCUGUGGACAAGCCUGUCCCAUGGAUGCCAGAGUUCCAGGGCCAGGCUAAUCUGCAUGUGUUUGAGGACUGGUGCGGCAGCUCCAUUGAGCAGCUCAGGAAAAACCUGCACUUCCCCCUCUUCCCUCACACACGAACUACAUUGAAGAAGUUGGCUGUGUCCCCAAAAUGGACCAACUAUGGCCUCCGGAUAUUUGGCUACCUGCAUCCUUUCACCGAUGGGCAGUUUCAGUUUGCCAUUGCUGCGGAUGACAAUGCUGAGUUCUGGAUGAGUCCAGAUGAAAAGACCUCUGGUCUCCAGCUGCUGGCCAGUGUAGGCAAGACCGGGAAGGAGUGGACUGCACCAGGAGAAUUUGGGAAAUUCCACAGCCAGCAGUCAAAGAUGGUGAGGUUGUCAGCUGCAGGCAGGUACUAUUUUGAGGUGCUGCACAAGCAGGAUGACAGAGGAACAGACCAUGUGGAAGUAGCAUGGAGACUGAAUGAACCAGAAGCAAAAUUCAGAGUGAUUGACUCCCAAUACCUCUCUCUUUUUGCUAAUGAGACACUUUUAAAGAUGGAUGAGGUUGGGCAUAUCCCACAGACAUUGGCCAGUCGCCGGAACCGGCCUGCUGACAGCGCAGGCAGCAAGGCACACCCGGCUGACAUGUUGAAGCUUGACCCCCGGGACACUCUUUACGAAGUGCCUCUGCUCAGCAAGUCCCGUGUGCGCCGAGCCUUGCCAGACUGCCCCUACAAGCCCAGCUACCUGGUGAACGGAUUCCCUCUGCAGCGCUACCAGGGGCUUCAGUUUAUUCAUUUAUCCUUUGUUUACCCAAAUGACUACAGCCGCCUGAGCCACAUGGAAAAAGAAAACAAAUGUUUCUAUCAGGAAAACCCUUAUUAUUUGGAAAGAUUCGGAUUCUACAAGUACAUGAGAAUGGAUCGGCCAGAGAAGAGCCUGGACUCAGGAGAAAGGACAGAGCAGCCAGGCUCCCAGGAGGGGAACCUGGAUGACCUGCAGUACGAGGAGCAGGACGCAGAGAGUACCCGUCCCCCCGAGCUCCCUGGCACAGCAAAGGCAGAGCUGUUGGGCAACGCUCCCAGCAGCGUGUUGGGCAGUGACAACAUUCAUGAGGGCUAUUCCUUCCGGGAGCGCCGUCGGCUCCUCUCAGAGAUGGGUGGUAACGUAGAAGAGGGAAUACAAAGGAGGACAAAGAGGUCUGGUGUCAAAUCAGCCAUGCUGGCCUCUACUAACCGAAGCCUCAGCCAGGUUGGCCUGGAGGGGAACCCAGUAACAAAGAGACCCCAUCUAAAAGCUGGUGUCAAAGACAACUCCAGGAGCCCUCUGCAGCAUACCAGGGCCAUCCAGGCGAGAGCACCUGUCAGAAGGGCAAACCCUCCUUCUAGGACUGUAUCUCAAAGACAGCAGUCUGUUGGCCAUCCAAGGGACUCAGGGGUCACAAUUCCCAAAGGGGUGAGACCUCGAGGAGAUCUCAGCACUGCUAAAGAUGGGCUGCAGCCAGCAGGGACCAUGGCAGCCAGGAAAGGAGGCCCAGUCUCUGGCAAAGCCAUCAGACGCUCUGUGAGCACUGCCAGUCCCAGCCAGCCUGGGCUGCCCCAGUGGCUGAACCAAGUGAAGUCCUACAUUGCUGAGCACAAGGCAGCCAAUGGUGGGAAUGUGGACGAAGGAGAGGCACAGGUACCUUCUCCUGUGAAGGACAAAUCUGGACCUGUGGCAGCAGAAGACGAAGAGGAAGAGGCGGAUGGGGAGCCAGAGGAGGAAGAUGAAGAGGAUUUUGAUUACGUACCAGUGUUCGACCAGGCAGUGAACUGGGAGCAGACCUUCAGCACGAACAACCUGGACUUCCAUAUGCUGCGCACAGACUGGAUUGACCUGAAAUGCAACACAUCAGGAAACCUGCUGCUAAGAGAAAGGGAGGCCCUGGAAGUUACACGUGUCUUCCUGAAGAAGCUCAACCAGAGGAGUAAAGGGCGGUUCCAGCUGCAGCGUAUCGUGAACGUGGAGAAACGCCAGGACCGCAUGCAGGGCAGCCGCUACCUGCUGGAGCUGGAGCUGCUGGAGCAGGGAGGGCGGCUCGUCCGCUUCUCCGAGUAUGUCUUUGCGCGGGGCUGGCAGGGCGUUGGUGGCAAUGAGGAGGAGGAGAGGAAGAUGAGGAGCCUGGUGUGGGGCCACCGGCGGCACCUGAUGGCUGUGGUGAAUGAGCCAGAGCUGUGCUGGCCCCAGGGCUUUUCCUGGAACCACCGUGCCAUGGUUCACUUCGUGGUGCCAGUGAAAAACCAGGCACGUUGGGUGCUUCAGUUCAUCUCUGACAUGGAAGAGCUGUUCCGAGUCACUAAGGAUCCCAACUUCAACAUCAUCAUCACAGACUACAGCAGCGAUGACAUGGAUGUGGAGAAGGCUCUGAAAAGGUCUACCUUGCACAGCUACCGGUACCUGAAGCUGACAGGGAAUUUUGAGCGUUCUGCUGGGCUGCAGGCGGGGAUAGACCUGGUGAUGGACCCGCACAGCAUCGUCUUCCUGUGUGACCUCCACAUCCACUUCCCAGCUGGAAUCAUUGAUUCAAUCAGGAAACACUGUGUGGAAGGCAAGAUGGCCUUCGCACCCAUGGUCAUGAGGCUGCACUGUGGGAUGUCUCCACAGUGGCCUGAAGGCUACUGGGAGGUGAAUGGGUUUGGUCUCCUGGGCAUAUACAAAUCUGACCUGGACAAGAUCGGAGGCAUGAACACAAAAGAGUUUCGGGACCGCUGGGGAGGAGAGGACUGGGAACUCCUGGACAGGAUCUUACAGGCUGGGCUGGAAGUGGAGCGUCUCUCCCUGAGAAACUUUUUCCACUGGUUUCACUCAAAGCGGGGCAUGUGGAACCGACGCCAACUGAAGACACUGUAGCCUUCAACCCCAAAGCUGUUCGGCGGCACCGUCCACCAUCUCAUCUAGAUGUGCACUUUACUGAGGCUCACAGCCGAGCACACAAACUCUUCCUCUGCCUCCAGAGCCCUCUGAUGGGAUGGCACAGCCAGGGAAGGGAUGAUCAGGCUGGCGGAGCGGGAGCUUCUCUUCUGAGCCGUUGUAUCCAAGACAUGGGAUCCAUGUCUGGAUGGGGAGGUGUAAAGGAGAUGUCAACAAGGGAAGGACUCGCGUUUCCUGCUGUGCAGUCUGGUGGAUGGUACAGUGGGAGAGGUGCCAUAUUUCCUGUUGAGUCUUGCACCAAACAAACACAAAUCCCAGCUAAGCCCGGAAUGGUUUAUUUAGAGCAAUGCAGCUUCUCUUUCAAUACUGGAAUGAAAAAAA